GGAGAAGCAGGGGGGAAGAAGGACUCUUUCAUGAGAAAGCUAAGGAGCCAACGACACCCUCGAGACAGGAUGUACAAGGCUAUAGAUUCCCAAAAGUCCAGGCUGAUAGAUGAGAGAAGCAACUCCCAGAGCUGUUUGAGAUUGAGUUGAAAUAUUUCCGCUGAAAGACGUUUGGCUAAGGAGCCAUGGAACCGGGAGAGGGGAGCCCUCAGCAGAUAAGGCAAGUGCUGAUUUUCUUUGUUUUCCUGGGAGGGUCUGUGGUGUGUUCAGAGACCUGGCACUAUUCUGUGGCAGAGGAAACGGAGAUCGGCUCUUUUAUAGCCAAUGUGGUGAAAGACAUAGGUUUGGACGUGGAAGACCUGGCCACUCGGAGGGCCAGAGUCAUCUUUGACGACUAUAAAUCUUAUUUGCGAUUGGAUUGGCAGACUGGCAACUUGUUUUUAAAUGAGCGACUGGACCGGGAAGCCCUUUGUGAACCCACUGAGCCAUGUAUAUUGCAUUUUCAGGUAUUAUGUGAAAAUCCUUUGCAAUUUUUUCAGGCUGAGCUUUGGGUCAAAGAUAUAAAUGAUCACACUCCCACAUUCCUAGACAAGCAUAUACUUCUGAAAAUAUCAGAAGGUACUGCUCCAGGGACCUCCUUCCAAAUGGAUGGUGCUCAGGACUUGGAUGUAGGAAAGAAUGGUGUCCAAAACUACACAUUAAGCCCCAACCCUCAUUUCCACCUUAAAUUACAAGAAAAUGAUAAGGGCAGAAAAUACCCAGAGCUGUUACUGAACCAAUCACUGGAUCGAGAAAAGGAGCCUGAGCUUAGAUUAAUGCUGACAGCCUUGGACGGCGGGUCUCCUCCCAGGUCCGGGACGGCGCUGGUUCGUGUUUUGGUGUUAGAUAUCAAUGACAAUGCUCCGAAGUUUGAGAGGCCUGUCUAUGAGAUUCAGGUACCAGAAAACAGUCCUUUGGACUCCUUGGUCCUCAAGCUGUCUGCAACAGAUUUAGAUGCAGGAAUAAACGGAGACCUAUCUUACUCGUUUUCCCACGUCUCAAGGGAAAUACAGAAAACAUUUGAAAUGCAUCCAAUUUCUGGUGAAAUUCAUUUAAAAGCGCUUCUGGAUUUUGAGUUGGUUCAGUCUUAUACAAUAAAUGUUCAGGCUAUUGACGGUGGAAGCCUUUCGGGAAAAUCAACAAUUCUAGUUCGGGUUGUAGAUGUGAAUGACAACCCACCAGGAAUACUCAUGACAUCUCUUACCAGCCCCAUAACAGAAAAUUCGUCGCCUGAGGUGGUGGUCGCUGUUUUUAGCGUACGAGACCAAGACUCUGGGGACAACGGGAGGGUAGUUUGCUCCAUUCAAGAUGAUCUCCCCUUUCUGCUGAAACCCACAUUCAAGAACUUUUACACCCUAGUGACAGAGAGCCCCCUGGACAGAGAGAGCCAAGCCGAGUACAACAUCACCAUCACCGUCACCGACCUGGGGACACCCAGGCUGAAGAGCCAGCACAGCAUCUCCGUGCAGGUCGCCGACGUCAACGACAACGCCCCGGCCUUCAGCCAAAGCGCCUACACCCUGUGGGUCCGCGAGAACAACAGCCCCGCCCUGCACAUCGGCAGCGUGAGCGCCACCGACCCGGACUCGGGCGCCAACGCGCGGGUCACCUACUCGCUGCUGCCGCCCGGCGACGCGCGCCUGCCGCUGGCCUCGCUGGUGUCCAUCAACGCGGACACCGGGCAGCUGUUCGCGCUGAGGCCCCUGGAUUUCGAGGCGCUGCGCGCCUUCGAGUUCGGCGUGGGCGCGGCCGACGGCGGCUCGCCGGCGCUGAGCAGCCGGGCGCUGGUGCGCGUGCAGGUGCUGGACGCCAACGACAACGCGCCCGUCGUGCUGUACCCGCCGCAGAACGGCUCUGCGCCCUGCACCGAGCUGGUGCCGCGCGCGGCCGACGCGGGCUACCUGGUGAGCAAGGUGGUGGCGGUGGACGGCGACUCGGGCCAGAACGCCUGGCUGUCGUACCAGCUGCUCAGGGCCACGGAGCCCGGGCUGUUCGGCGUGUGGGCGCCCAGCGGCGAGGUGCGCACGGCCCGGCUGCUGAGCGAGCGCGACGCGCCCAGGCACAGGCUGGCGGUGCUGGUGCGCGACCACGGCGAGCCGCCGCUGUCGGCCACCGUCACGCUGCACGUGCUGCUGGUGGACGGCUUCUCGCAGCCCCACCUGCCGCGGGCCGAGGCGGCGGCCGAGCAGGCGCGGGCCGAGCCGCUCACCGUGUCCUUGGUGGUGGCCCUGGCGGCGGUGUCGUCGCUCUUCCUGCUGUCGGUGCUGGGCGUCGUGGCGGCGCGGCUGUGCGCGAGGGCCCGGGCGGCGUCUGGGGGUGGCUGCUCAGGGCCCGGGGGCGGCCUUGCGGGCCACCUGGUGGACGUGAGCGGCGGCGGGACGCUGUGCCAGGCCUACCGCUAUGAGGUGUGCGUGUCGGGAGGCUCGGGAACCGGCGAGUUCAAGUUCCUUAAACCGGUUUUUCCCAGCCUCCAGCCCCAGGACGCUGAAAGGGAGGAAAACCACACCUUUAUGAAUGGCUUUGGUUUCAAUUAGGGAUAUGAUUCUAUUGCAAAGCUUUUAGAAUAAGUAUUAUUUGUUUAUAAAAUUUAUUGAUUGUAAUGUAAGCUUUUUUAUUUGGGUGACUUCAUUUUACUUGAAUUUUCAGAAAUUUCAGUAAUUUGUCUAUUUUCUGCUUUUCUUUAUGCUUUAAAAAAAACCGAAAAGAGCUAGAAUUUGCCUAGCCUUUCUUCCAAAAUGCAACCUAAGUAAUUUAGAUAUAUGGCAUUUUCCCUUCAAGCUUAAUUGCACACUGGGCCCAGUCAUAUAUUCUCUGGGUAUUCUGUGCUCUAGAUCCUCUCAUCAAAAGUUUUUAUAUGUCUGAUACUAUUAUUUUAGAGGAAAAUGAAUGGUAUGAACAAAAGCAUGCAUAGUUUUUAAGAUGUUAUUUUAGAUUUUUUAGAAAACAUAUAAUCAAUCUUUGCGUUCUAUUUUUUCCUGUCAAUUAUUUCAGUCUUUUUCUGCAUUUCAGCAUUUUUCUUAUAAAUGUUUUGUUAACUGGU
This is a messenger RNA of Manis pentadactyla (Chinese pangolin), 3079 nucleotides long. RefSeq names its product protocadherin beta-18-like. Gene Ontology annotation, cellular component: plasma membrane. Gene Ontology annotation, molecular function: calcium ion binding. Gene Ontology annotation, biological process: homophilic cell-cell adhesion. The coding region runs from base 186 to 2573 and encodes 795 amino acids. Lineage: Eukaryota; Metazoa; Chordata; Mammalia; Pholidota; Manidae. The record is from RefSeq and is a predicted model, not a curated record. The transcript has a single exon.